This is a messenger RNA of Lutra lutra (Eurasian river otter), 4809 nucleotides long. It is a transcript of the gene KDM2B, whose product is annotated as lysine demethylase 2B. Gene Ontology annotation, molecular function: protein binding; DNA binding; histone demethylase activity. Lineage: Eukaryota; Metazoa; Chordata; Mammalia; Carnivora; Mustelidae. Gene Ontology annotation, biological process: protein demethylation; regulation of transcription by RNA polymerase II. The record is from RefSeq and is a predicted model, not a curated record.
CUUCCCUCCCUCCCUGCCCCGCCAUCUCCGGGAUGCGCCCGCCGCCUGCAACUCAGCCCUCCAAAAGUCAGCUCUGCACACAACUCCCGGGCGGCGGCGGCGCCUGCGUGCAAGGCGCACUCGUGACCCAACAACAAAACAGCGAUGCCAGGGCGCUAACGGCGCCCGGUGCCUCCCGGGCACCCUCCCCGCCCCACACCUCCUCGGGCAGCCGCCCCCGCCCCCCCUAUCCCGGGCCGAGUGCCCCCUCCACUAGCCCGGCCGCGGGCUCAGAGCGCGAUCGGCAACAAUGUUUACGUUCCGGGGAUUAUGACGUCGACGCCUCCCCCCCCACAACUGCUGAAAAUGGUUUCCUAGGACUUUGCAAACGGAUCUGCUUAAGUCGUCCGAUUGACCGCCAGAGAUACGACGAGAACGAGGACUUGUCGGACGUGGAGGAGAUCGUCAGCGUCCGCGGCUUCAGCCUGGAGGAGAAGCUGCGCAGUCAGCUGUACCAGGGGGACUUCGUGCACGCCAUGGAGGGCAAAGAUUUCAACUAUGAAUACGUGCAGAGAGAAGCUCUCAGGGUUCCCCUGAUAUUUCGAGAAAAGGAUGGACUGGGGAUUAAGAUGCCUGACCCCGAUUUCACAGUCCGAGAUGUCAAACUCCUAGUGGGUAGCCGGCGGCUGGUGGACGUGAUGGACGUGAACACCCAGAAGGGCACGGAGAUGAGCAUGUCCCAGUUUGUGCGCUACUACGAGACUCCGGAGGCCCAGCGGGACAAGCUGUACAACGUCAUCAGCCUCGAGUUCAGCCACACCAAGCUGGAGCACCUGGUCAAGCGUCCGACUGUGGUAGAUCUGGUGGACUGGGUGGACAACAUGUGGCCCCAGCAUUUGAAGGAGAAGCAGACGGAAGCCACAAAUGCCAUUGCCGAGAUGAAAUACCCGAAAGUGAAGAAGUACUGUCUGAUGAGCGUGAAAGGCUGUUUCACUGACUUCCACAUCGACUUCGGAGGCACUUCUGUUUGGUACCAUGUUUUCCGGGGUGGGAAGAUCUUUUGGCUGAUUCCUCCAACCCUGCACAAUUUGGCACUGUACGAGGAGUGGGUGCUGUCAGGCAAACAGAGUGACAUCUUCCUGGGAGACCGCGUGGAGCGAUGCCAAAGAAUUGAGCUGAAACAGGGCUACACGUUUUUCAUCCCUUCCGGUUGGAUCCAUGCCGUCUACACCCCUGUAGACUCUCUGGUAUUUGGCGGAAACAUCCUGCACAGCUUUAACGUGCCCAUGCAGCUGCGGAUCUACGAGAUCGAGGACAGAACACGGGUGCAGCCCAAAUUUCGCUACCCCUUCUACUAUGAGAUGUGCUGGUAUGUCUUGGAAAGAUACGUGUACUGUGUGACCCAGCGGUCCUACCUCACUCAGGAAUACCAGAGAGAAUCAAUGCUUAUUGAUGCCCCGAGAAAGCCCAGCAUAGACGGCUUCUCAUCUGAUUCCUGGCUGGAGAUGGAGGAGGAGUCCUGUGAGCAGCAGCCUCAAGAGGAAGAGAAGGAGGAGGAGGAGGAGGAGGAGGAGGAAGAGGAGGAGGGUGCAGAGAAGGUGCCCAAGCCACCUGCCGACGGCCCCCCGUCGCCCUCCAGCACCCCCUCAGAGGACCAGGAGGCCCCCGGGAAGAAGCCGAAAGCACCUGCUCUGCGAUUCCUCCAAAGGACUUUGUCUGACGAGUCAGAGGAAAGUGUGAAGUCCACGACGGUGCCCACCGACUACCCCAAGACGCCCACCGGCUCCCCUGCCACGGGGGUCUCCGCCAAGUGGACCCACCUCACUGAGUUUGAGUUGAAGGGCCUGAAAGCGCUGGUGGAGAAACUGGAAUCCCUCCCAGAGAACAAGAAGUGUGUUCCCGAGGGCAUCGAGGACCCCCAGGCACUCCUGGAGGGUGUGAAGAAUGUCCUGAAGGAGCACGCGGAUGACGACCCCAGUCUGGCCAUCACUGGGGUCCCUGUAGUCACUUGGCCAAAGAAGACACCAAAGAACCGGGCAGUAGGGCGGCCCAAGGGGAAGCUGGGCCCGGCCUCCGCCGUGAAGUUGGCCGCCAACCGGACGACGGCGGGAGCUCGCCGACGCCGGACGCGAUGCCGCAAGUGCGAGGCCUGCCUGCGGACCGAGUGCGGAGAGUGCCACUUCUGCAAGGACAUGAAGAAGUUCGGGGGCCCCGGGCGGAUGAAGCAGAGCUGUAUCAUGCGGCAGUGCAUCGCGCCAGUGCUGCCCCACACUGCCGUGUGCCUGGUGUGUGGCGAGGCAGGGAAGGAAGACACGGUGGAAGAGGAAGAAGGAAAGUUUAACCUCAUGCUCAUGGAGUGCUCCAUCUGCAAUGAAAUCAUCCACCCUGGAUGCCUUAAGAUUAAGGAAUCAGAGGGCGUAGUCAACGAUGAGCUUCCAAACUGCUGGGAGUGUCCAAAGUGUAACCACGCCGGCAAGACCGGGAAACAAAAGCGUGGCCCUGGCUUUAAGUAUGCCUCCAACCUGCCCGGCUCCCUGCUCAAGGAGCAGAAGAUGAACCGGGACAACAAGGAAGGGCAGGAGCCUGCCAAGCGGAGGAGUGAGUGUGAGGAGGCACCUCGGCGCAGGUCAGACGAACACCCCAAGAAGGUACCCCCCGACGGCAUCCUGCGCCGAAAGUCGGACGAUGCGCACCUGAGGAGGAAGCGGAAAUACGAGAAGCCCCAAGAGCUGAGUGGACGCAAGCGAGCCUCGACGCUUCAAACGUCCCCCGGUUCCUCCUCUCACCUCUCGCCGAGGCCCCCUCUAGGCAGCAGCCUCAGCCCCUGGUGGAGAUCCAGUCUCACUUACUUCCAGCAGCAGCUAAAACCUGGCAAAGAAGAUAAGCUUUUCAGGAAAAAGCGGCGGUCUUGGAAGAACGCGGAGGACCGGAUGGCUCUUGCCAACAAGCCUCUGCGGCGCUUCAAGCAGGAGCCAGAGGAUGACCUGCCUGAGGCGCCCCCCAAGGCCCGGGAAAGCGACCACUCCCGCUCCAGCUCCCCCACCGCGGGGCCCAGCACCGAGGGGGCAGAGGGCCCCGAGGAGAAGAAAAAGGUAAAGAUACGCAGGAAAAGGCGGCUUCCCACCAAGGAGCUGAGCAAGGAGCUGAGCAAGGAGCUGAACCAAGAGAUCCAGAAGACGGAGAACAGCCUGGCCAACGAGAACCACCAGCCCAUCAAGUCAGAGCCCGAGAGUGAGAGCGAGGAGCCCAAGCGGCCCCUGGGCCUCUGCGAGCGCCCCCACCGCUUCAGCAAGGGGCUCACCGGCCCUCCCCGGGAGCUGCGGCACCAGCUGGGGCCCGGCCUACGCAGCCCACCCCGUGUCAUCUCCCGGCCCCCUCCCUCCGUGUCCCCGCCCAAGUGCAUCCAGAUGGAGCGGCACGUGAUUCGGCCACCCCCCAUCAGCCCCCCACCUGACUCACUGCCCCUGGAUGAUGGGGCAGCCCAUGUCAUGCACAGGGAGGUGUGGAUGGCCGUCUUCAGCUACCUCAGCCACCAAGACUUGUGUGUCUGCAUGCGGGUCUGCAGGACCUGGAACCGCUGGUGCUGCGACAAGCGGUUGUGGACCCGCAUCGAUCUGAACCACUGCAAGUCCGUCACACCCCUGAUGCUGAGCGGCAUCAUCCGGCGGCAGCCUGUCUCCCUGGACCUCAGCUGGACCAAUAUCUCCAAGAAACAGCUGAGCUGGCUCAUCAACCGGUUGCCUGGGCUCCGAGACCUGGUGCUGUCGGGCUGCUCAUGGAUCGCGGUCUCAGCUCUCUGUAGCUCUAGCUGUCCACUGCUCCGGACCCUGGAUGUCCAGUGGGUAGAAGGACUAAAGGAUGCCCAGAUGCGGGAUCUCCUGUCCCCACCCACAGAUAACAGGCCAGGUCAGAUGGACAACCGGAGCAAGCUCCGGAACAUUGUGGAGCUGCGUCUAGCGGGCCUGGACAUCACGGAUGCCUCCCUGCGGCUCAUCAUCCGCCACAUGCCCCUGCUCUCCAAGCUCCACCUUAGUUACUGUAAUCACGUGACCGACCAGUCCAUCAACCUGCUCACUGCCGUGGGCACCACCACCCGAGACUCCUUAACUGAAAUCAACCUAUCAGACUGCAAUAAGGUUACUGACCAGUGCCUGUCCUUCUUCAAACGCUGUGGAAAUAUCUGUCAUAUUGACCUGAGGUACUGCAAGCAGGUUACCAAGGAAGGCUGUGAGCAGUUCAUAGCUGAAAUGUCUGUGAGUGUCCAGUUUGGGCAAGUGGAAGAAAAACUCCUACAGAAACUGAGUUAGUCCAAGGACAAGUAUGUAAAUAAGGGGUGGGGAGGGGGAGGGAUCAUGGCAGGGGAGGGGAAAAAACUUUACAGAAACUAGGGCUUUUAUUUUCAAUUUGGAACUUGAAACAACAGACCCCACGAUUCCAUUCUGCUAGUCUUGCUGAGGGAGAAGCCGUCCUGGCUCCUGUUUGGGGGAGGAGUGAACUGGACACUCCCCCUUCAGUCUCUCCGAAUUACAACCGCACCGCUUUCUGGACCAUUUCUAAAGGCGGCCUUUACCAAGAAGACAUUCCUGCCGGAGAGGAGGACAGACUUCGAAGAAAUUCUCUUACUGGAGCAUGAGCUUAGGAGUUUCGUGGGUGGUGGUGUUUUCGUUUUGGACACCUUGUUCCUUGCAGCUCCGGGGGUCGGUGUCGACAUUCAGCGGACCACACGCCACAUCUGCUGCAGUCGUGACAUUUUUUGUUUGUUUGGUUUUGUUACAUCUUACAUUAUGCAGAACUAUUUUUGUACAAAUUGUUUAAAAGUUAUUUAUGCAA